Messenger RNA from Setaria italica (foxtail millet), 1691 nucleotides. Its product is annotated as probable protein phosphatase 2C 29. The record is from RefSeq and is a predicted model, not a curated record. The coding region runs from base 275 to 1444 and encodes 389 amino acids. Gene Ontology annotation, biological process: protein dephosphorylation. Gene Ontology annotation, molecular function: protein serine/threonine phosphatase activity; cation binding. The transcript has 2 exons. NCBI's taxonomy places the organism in Eukaryota, Viridiplantae, Streptophyta, Magnoliopsida, Poales, Poaceae.
CCACGUCGUGCCGUGCUCCCGCAGCCCACCCUGCUAUACACGCCCGCCCAUCCGUCCGCUGCAAGCGCACACGCCAAGCACUUCUUCUUCUUCCACUCACAGUCGUCGCAGUCCUGCACACACACCACACCACGCCACGCCCGGACAAAGCGAACGACUAGCAGGCGGGCUGCGUGAGAAUCCUCUGCGUCUCACGACCGAUCGCCGGGGAAGCUAGCAGCGGCGUGGACACAAGCGAAUCACAGCGGGUUCGUAUCGAGGGUUGCUCGUGGACAUGGGAGGUUUAAGGCGGUGGCUGCCGUUUGGCGGCGGGUGCUGCUGCUGCUGUGGCAGCGGCGGAGGAGGCAGGGGCGUGGCGGAUGGGCUGGUGUGGGACGUGCCCCUCAAGGCGCACGCGUCGGGGGAGUACUCCGUCGCCGUGGCGCAGGCCAACGAGGCGCUCGAGGACCAGGCGCAGGUGCUCGCCGCCCCCGGCGCCACGCUCGUCGGCGUCUACGACGGCCACGGCGGGCCCGAGGCAGCGCGCUUCGUCAACAGGCGCCUCUUCUCCCUCAUCCAAGAUUUCGCGGCCGAGAACGGGGGCCUGUCGGCGGAGGUGAUCCAGAAGGCGUUCGGCGCGACGGAGGACGAGUUCGUGGGCAUGGUGCAGAAGUCAUGGCCAUCCCAGCCGCGGAUCAUGUCCGUGGGCUCCUGCUGCCUGGUGGCCGCCAUCGAGGGCGGGACCCUGUACGUGGCCAACCUCGGCGACUCGCGCGCCGUGCUGGGCCGCCGCGCCGGCGGCGGCGGCAGGGGGGCGGCGAAGAAGCGGGUGGUGGCGGAGCGUCUGUCCCGCGACCACAACGUCGCCGACGAGGACGUGCGGCGGGAGGUGGCCGCGAUGCACCCCGACGACUCGCACAUCGUGCUCAACAGCCACGGCGUGUGGCGGAUCAAGGGGAUCAUCCAGGUGUCCCGCUCCAUCGGUGACGUCUACCUCAAGAGGCCCGACAUGUGCAGGGCCAACCCGUUGCUGCAGCAGUCGCUGUGCCCGUUCCCGCUGCGCCGCCCCGUGAUGAGCGCCGUGCCGUCGAUCACGACGCGGCGGCUGCGCCCCGGGGAGGACCGGUUCCUCAUCCUGGCAUCGGACGGGCUGUGGGAGCAGCUCAGCGACGAGGCCGCCGUGGGGAUCGUGGCGGGGAGCCCCAGGAAGGGCGUGGCGAUGCGGCUGGUGCGCGCCGCGCAGCUGGAGGCGGCGAGGAAGAAGGAGGUCAGGUACGAGAAGAUCCGGACUAUCGAGAAGGGCCACCGGCGGCACUUCCACGACGACAUCACCGUCGUCGUGCUGUUCCUGGACAGGUGCAGGUCCGGACCGGAGGACAUCGACGGCACCUACGCGCCCGUCGACGUCUUCUCCUGCAGCCCCGCCGGGGACCACGAGGACCCGACCAGGCCCGUCCUGCGUUGAGGUUGAUCUCGGAUUCUCGGCUGGUGCUCCUCGUGCUAUCCAGAGAUUGAUGAACAUACUGUUCUUUCUUUUUUUGCUUGAUUUAAACAAGAGGUACGCGUGAAUCGAGCCGUUUCCCGUUCAAGGAGAAUUUGCCUGCAAAGAAAUGCUAGUAUCGAAUCGAACAUACUGUGUCGUAAACGUACUGUAAACCUUCAUCAGUUCCUUCUUUCGUUUUAAGAGAAUGUGACGAUCCUGCUUUCUAGUA